Lucilia sericata (common green bottle fly) is the source of this 3888-nucleotide messenger RNA. RefSeq lists its product as uncharacterized. Gene Ontology annotation, biological process: cobalamin transport. The transcript has 7 exons. The coding region runs from base 572 to 2197 and encodes 541 amino acids. Gene Ontology annotation, molecular function: cobalamin binding. NCBI's taxonomy places the organism in Eukaryota, Metazoa, Arthropoda, Insecta, Diptera, Calliphoridae. The record is from RefSeq and is a predicted model, not a curated record.
AAGACUCGUACGAACGAGUACCGUAUAGGAAAGAAGACGCAAUUAGAAAAUAUUGCCUAAUCGAAGAAGUAAAGGAUACAACUAUCUCAACCACAACCACUACUCAAACGAGCAAAUAUAAUAAAAAAAACAAUAAAAUUUAGACACACGACAAAAAGAAAAGUCAUCCUUAAAAUUUCACAACGCAGACAACAUCGAAAACUUAAACGAAACUUAUUAUUCAUAAAAACUGUAAAAAGAAAAUUUACUAUAAAAUAACGAAAAAAAAAUAAAGUAAAAAUGUUGCAACACAAAUAAAAUAUAUUCCAGAUUGUUCACAGAGUUUAAAAAUUUUUGUGAAAUAAUGCGACGACUAGUUAACGCGUGUGUGUGAAAAAUCUCCUAAAUGUAUCAUAAACGAUUACAUAAAAAAUUCAAUAAAAAUCUAUUGCAUUACGUGCGACACUAUACUUUCAACUAUUAAACGAAAUUAACGAAAAUAAAUCAAUUUAAAACGACAGUGUUACAAUACAUUUUUAAGUUAUUAGAAGCUAUCAAUUGGAAAAACAAAGUCUAUACGAAAAACGGCAAAAUGUCUCAGGAUAAUAGAAUACCCAGUGUCAGUGUGUUUUUUAUAACAACAUUCUUAAUUUUAAACAUUAAUACCCUGCAGUAUGGAUCAUUUGUAAAGGCUACAUCACUGGCUACAGUUGUUACACCAACAGAUAUAAGUGUCUCUACAAGUCCGUCUCUAAAUGUCUCUACUGUUAAUUCAAUGACCACGGAUGCUCCACCUACUUUACAAUCUCUACAAGUAGGACAGGAAACUGUAGUAGAAACAAGCACAGUAGAGCCAACUCCACCACCCUCGACCACUUCAAUGCAUGAGCUACUGGGUUCAGCUGGGCCCGAUAAAAGGGAACAAGAGGCCAUUUUAAAGGCUUUAGAUUGGUUAAAAAUGAAAAGAGCCCCCGAUUAUGGUUGGGGUAAUGACACCCAUGUGGUUAUAUUGGCUAAAGAGUUGUCGGGUGCCCGAGAUCCCUACGAUGCCGAUGGUCAUUUGCAGGUUAUUCAGGAAUUGGAAGACAUGUUGUCGGUUAAAGAAAUGGAAAUAGAAAUUUUAGCCAUGUUGGACAGGCAUCAUACUUUACCUAAGCCUUUGAAUUUGGAAAAAUUGGCACGUUAUGUUUUGGCCUUGGGCUCUCUUUGUAAAGAUCCUAAACAUUUUCAUGGUCAUGAUUUAGUAGCCACACUGCAACAUCAUGAACCCACACAAGAUAUAGAAUUUGCUUUGACCACCCUGUCGGCCUGCAGUUCGGCGGCUCAUGUAAGAAAGAGACAAAUUCGUAGACUAUUGGACAUAGCCAGUGGGGUAACCGAUCAGAGUGUGGAUACAAUUGCCAUGGUUAUUUUGGCUUUACGCUGCAUUGUCACCGAUCAUCGCCAUAGGCAUCUGCAGCAUUUUGUGCGCCGACCUGCUAGAGGUCUAGCCAGUUUACAGGAUCCCCGCGGUAAUUUCGGUUCCUUGCGCAGCACCGCUUUAGCUAUGCAGGCCUUACAGGAUCUGGAACAUGAUCCCGCUGGUUCUUGGAAUAGAACGGCUGCUUCUCGUUGGAUUUUGAGCCGCCAACGUGAGGAUGGUGGCUGGAGUGAGGAACCUUUGCAAGAUGGUCAAGAUCCAGACAUUGGGGUGGGCCUAACAGCCGAUAUUAUUUUAGCUUUGGGUUGGAAGGGCCUAGGAGCCGUUAGAGCUUUACAAUGUGAUCAUGUUAUACGAGAGAAUAGUGACCCAUCUUCGGAGAAUGGUGAGCAAAAGUUAGCUGUUCCUUAUGGUUUAACUACAUCAGCCGAAGAAUCUGAUUCAAGAAAUGUUUCUUACACUUAUACCCUGUGGGUAGGCUCUAACGUAACCGAAGCUAUUUCCCUGUCUUUAGUUUCACCGAAAAAUACCACUUUCUUUAAAGCCAUGACCCAGGCGGCUGAAAUGGAUUCAAGGUUUGCCUUUGAAGCUCGAGAAUGGCCAAAUGGUCAUUAUGUGCAUACCUUGGCUGGCAAAAAGGAAGAACCCAGAGGGUACAACUAUUGGUUACUUUAUCGCUUGCCCGAACUUCCUGAUCCCAAUAAUGCUCCCGGAAAUCAGCUUAUAGCACCAGUUGGUGUGGACGAACUAAUGGUGGAAGAUGGUGAACAUUAUUUGUAUUGGUACAAAAAACUUUAAGUCUCACAACAGCCAUAAUUAAAGCAUUUGAAAGCAUUCCGUCAACUCCUCAUUCAUCUAAUUUGCAAACGUGGAUUAUAAAAAUUGUUUUUUUAACUUUAAACUGAUUAUAUAAUAACGGUAUAAGCUGGUAUUAUAGAAUUUAAUAAAGUCAAAACAAUUUUUCUAAUUUUCGAUCAUUUUAGCAACUUUAUAGAAUAAAUGUGAUGCACACAAAAAGAAUUCGCUUUAAAAAUUAACAAAAUAACCAAAGAAAUUAAGAAAAAACCAAAUAAAGUUUAAAUUAUAAUUCAAACAAAAAAGCAUCGAACUAACGCCAAGGAAAUGCCAAUUGACAUUUGAAAUUUGAACUAAGGAGUUUUCAGACAACUAAUAUACCAAAAACAAAAGAAAAAAAAAACAUGCAAUACACAACAAACAGACACUUUUGAAUAAACAGCAGACAGACAUUAACAGAUAGACAGACAGACAGACAGACAGACAGACAGACAGACAGACAUACACUUUCAUAUACAUUUAAGUAAAAUAAACAGUCAGCUAAACAGACAAGACAUUCAGACACCGUUCGUAACAAUAAGUGAUUAUAAAUCAUACAACACUAAUUAAGCAUUAAUAUUUACAUACAUCAUACCAUUCAUAUUCAUUAAUUUAUAAUAAUAAUUAAAAAAAAAACAGAAAUUGAAAAAAAAAAUAUUAUAAUUAAACUAAAGAGAAGAUAAAGGACACACAAAUACCAUGUAGAUAAUAUUUUGUGCAUCUAAAUCGAAUAUAAUUUUGAUAUUGUACGAGCAAACAUACUACACAACAGUAUGUGAUAUUUGAAACAAACAGAAAACUUAUUAACAAAAGAACAAAGAAUUAUUUAAUAAUAAUUAUUAUUAAUAAUAAUUAUAAUACUAAAGAAAAAAAAGCUAAAAGGAUUGUUAAGUAAAACCUUAAAGAUCUAUAAAACUUACAACUCUAUUAACUUUAUUAACAAAAAAAACGAAAAUGAAAAACCAAAACUAUAAACUUUAACUUUAAUAACUUUCAAUAUUCUAUUCUAUUAUAUUGUAUACUGUGCUAUUAUGAUUCUUAUUUAUUUUACUAAGUUUUUGGUUUAUUUUACUUUAAUCUAUUUAAUGCAGAGACGAUAUACAAAUAAUAUAAAAUACUUAAUUAUUUACUAAACUUAGACAGCCAAACUAAAUUUGGUUAACACUUUUGCAAAGAAAAAAAAACAGACAGUUAUUAAAGGUAUUGUAUGAAUUUAAACCCCAAACAAGAGAAAGUUAAACAAUAAAAGAGAUUUCAAGGAUAAUGACAUACAAAACUAACUUUGAAAUCUUUUUUUUUUUUUUAAUUUUGUUUAAAUAACAAAACAAAAUUUGUUUCUGUUAACAGCGUAUUGUAUAUCAAAAUUGUCAUAAAUAAUUUCAAAGGAAAUGUUCUGCAUUAUAUUACAACUACUCCUACUACUGCAUACUCUACUAAAUAAAACCUGCUCUAAACCACCAACUUUUAUAAAAAAUCACAGAAAAAUUUUCUUUAUUUCCUAAAAUUUUCUUUUUGUAGUUGCUAUUUUAUGUAUAUAUCGUCUCUUGUAAUAAUUCAUAUUCACAUACUGUAGCUAUUAAUCGCUAAAUAUAUAAUAAUCGUGCUAUACACUGAGAAAAAAAUAAAAAAAAAUAAAUGGUGUUUUUUCAUAUAUA